AUGGCCAGGAAGAUGGAACACCAUGGCCAGUUGAUGGGAAACCCUAAUGGCCUUCAAUCCGAGAUCAUAAUUAAGAUUUUUGCAAGGCUACCGGUUAAGUCCUUAUGCCGCUUCAAGUGCGUGUCGAAGCCAUGGGGUUCUCUCCUCUCCCACCAUAGUUUUGUUAAAGUGCACUUCAACAAAGCCAUUGAGAAUGAAGAUGUAUUGCACCAAAGACGAACAGUCAUACUUACAGCUUACGAAGACAAAUCCCUUUACUCUUUGCACCUCGAUGAGUUUCUCAAUCGUAAUGAUGCAUAUCUAAAGAAUGACCAUGUUGAUAAUGUUGGCGGGGAUGAUCUUGUGGCAGCCACUGAGCUGGCCUUUGUUCAUAGCAUGCACAGAGAAACUUUGGUUUACUUGAUUUGCCACUGCAAUGGCCUAUUACUAUGCCAGUUAGACAGAUGGGAUUUAUAUUUGGUUAACCCUGCAACCAAAGAAUCCAAGAUACUACCAAGGACACCGAAACCCUACCGCUAUUCGAGCUUAUGCGGGUUUGGAUUUGAUCACUCCACUGAUGAACAUAAGGUGGUUUGUGGGCGGAUCAAUAGAGAUCAUGGGAUUGAGUUUUGUGUCUACACAUUAGAAACCAAUUAUUGGCGAGUGAUUCGCCAAGACUUCAAUUGUGUCUCAUGCAAAUCUAGGCUUGGGAUCCAUGUGAAUGGCGAUCUCCAUUGGCUGAUGAAUAAAGAUGAUUAUGAGCUUUCCUCCACGAUUAUGUCCCUCCUUUUGGACAAGGAGGAGGUUAGAGAAAUUCCACUGCCGUAUGAACAUGCCAUUGAUGAAGUAAUUUAUAAGAUAGAGCUAGGAGUUUUCAGAGAAUGGUUAUGCGUAAUACAUUAUGGUUGUGAUGCUAAUGGCCAAAAAUACAAUGAUUUUUGGGUCAUGAAGGAGCAUGGAGUGAAGGAGUCUUGGACUAAAAUGAGGGUCUCCAUCUCAUUGCACGACGUAUCACAUUCUGGCUUCUACACCAAAUCUCAUGACUUGAUGGUGUUUGAUGACAGGUUGGUUAUGUACAGUUUUGAUGAUGAAAGCUCUCGGGAUCUGUCAAUUCGCGGAGUUGAAAACACUGGUAGUUGUCUCACGGUUUACUUGGAUAGCCUCAUUUCACUUAGAAAUCGACCUAAGACGAGCUCGAAGAAGACUUCGGUUAGUACAUAUAGAAUGCUUUUCUUGUCCACUGUUAACAAAACCAUGGCCUAG
Molecule: messenger RNA, 1242 nt
Organism: Prunus armeniaca (apricot)
Lineage: Eukaryota; Viridiplantae; Streptophyta; Magnoliopsida; Rosales; Rosaceae
Source: the annotation of a GenBank genome assembly